AUGUGGACUCCCAUCCUCCUGAGCUGGCUGCUCUACACCCUGGGGAUAGUGGCACAACCGAGGUACCUGAUCAUCAUUCCAGCUGCCCUACCCUACCCCUCAUCCCAGAGGGCAUGCUUGGACCUUCGUGGGGUUGAAAAGCCUAUUCGUGUGGCCUUAACUCUUGUGCACCCAUCUGGCAACCUCAGCCUGUACCGCAAGGUGGUCCGGAACGACUGGAUCUUCGAGUGCACCAGAUUUCAGGUGCCCCGACCUGCAGGCAGCCAGGAGGUGGCCACUGUGCACCUGCGCAUCUCCAAUGGCCACUACUUCAGUGUGAGUGAAGAGAAAAAAGUCCUGAUCCGCAGGGCUGGAACAGGCACCUUCAUUCAGACAGAUAAGCCCAUCUAUAACCCAGGAGAGACAGUGAAAUUCAGGAUUGUGACACUGACUGAAGAUUUUGUUCCUGUUAACAGCAAGUACUCCAUGGUGGAAAUUCAGGACCCAAAACAAAACCGCAUUGGCCAGUGGCUGGAUGUGAGACCAAAACAGGGCAUUGCAGAUCUCUCUUUCCAGUUAGCUGAUGAACUUUCCUUGGGGACUUACACCAUCAGUGCCCAGUCCUUUAAGUCCAGCUCAGUCCAGUCCAGUACCUUUAAGGUGGAGGAACGUGUGUUGCAAAAGUUUGAUGUUUUCUUUGUGGGACCAGCUCAGAUUUAUGCUUCAGAUAAAACCUUCCCACUGCAAGUGUGUGGCAGGUACAGUUAUGGGAAAGCAGUACGAGGGACAAUGCAUGUGACUCUGUGCCAGAGAACAAGGAGGUGGCUGCAGGAUACCAGCAAGGACAUCUGUAGGGAACACAGCGGUCCUACAGCGAGCAAUGGGUGUUUCACCCCUUCUGUCAGUACAUCGAUCUUCAACCUGGCUCCCAGAGAGGAAGACAAUAAACUUUAUGCAGAAGCCUCUCUCCUGGAGAUAGGCACAGGGGUGCAGAUCAACACCUCCAGCCAAAUCCUCAUCUCCAGGACAGCUGCAAGGGCAGUAUUUGAGACACCCAAUGAAUAUUACAUCCCUGGAGUACCAUACAGGGGGAAGAUUAAGGUUCAGGAUCAUUAUGGAACUGGUAUGAAAAACAGGAAAGUUUAUCUUGUGAUAAGGUUCAUGAGGCGUCGGUUUAUCAAAACGUACAUCACAGAUGACAGUGGAAUAGCAUCAUUCAACCUCGACACAACUGCCUGGAACAGCUCAUCAGUCUUCUUGGAGGUCACUGGCAAGUCUGGAAUUGUUGUCAGGGGUCAAAGGAAUAUCCAGAUCGGGAAACUGAACAGUAAGUCAUGGCAGAGAUGGGGAAACAGUUUGUUGAAGGGCUCGUUCUCCAUCCCUUUGACCUUCACUGCCGACUUGUCCCCAUCGCCUUCCUUAGUGGUGUACGCCAUCUUCCCCAGCGGAGGGGUCACAGCUGACAGCAUCCGUUUGGAUGUUGCCUUGUGCUUCCAAAACCAGGUCAAGGUAGGAUUCCCAGGUAAAGAAGCCCUUGCAGGGUCAGCAGUGCAGCUCCAGCUGCAGGCAGCGCCCGGCUCCCUGUGUGCAGUCCGGGCAGUGGAUGAAAACAUGUUCUUCACCAGACCAGACCAUGAGCUGACCAGCAGGAUGGUCUAUGGUUUGUUCCCUGCUGCCUACCGACGUGGAUACCCUGCCCAAGUAGAAGAGCAUUCAGAUCGCUGUGUGCAGCCCCAGUCCUCGUCAUCUCUGCUACGAGCAAGGCCACACAAUUCCUUCCAGCCUGACAUCUUCAACCUCUUCCGGAACAUGGGACUGAAAGUCUUCUCAAACCUUGUAAUCAAGAAGCCCUCUCAAUGCUCUCGUCGGGCGGAUAGGAAGCCAACCAUAGGGGUGCCUUCCACAGAAGACCAAAGAACCACUGAGGAACAUCCCCAAUUUACAACUCACAGAAGAUUUCACCACUAUUUCCCUGAGACUUGGAUCUGGAAUGUGUACUCUGUUGGCUCCAAUGGCAGCAGGAAUGUCUCAGUCACAGCACCUGCUGCUGCUGCAGAGUGGAAAGUCAAGAUGUUCUGCUUGGCUGGGAGGGGGUUUGGCCUUGCCCCCACCACGAGCCUCAGAACAGUUCAGCCCUUCUUUGUGGACGUGACGCUGCCGUAUUCUGUCAUCCGUGGAGAGACCUUCCUGGUGAAAGCCACUGUCUUCAGCUACCUGCAGCAGUGCAUACAGAUCCAGGUGGCCCUGGCUAAAUCCUCAGACUUCCAGGUGGAGCCAUGUCAGACUUGUAGGGACAAGGAAUGUCUGUGUGCAGAGGAGUCCAAGACCUUCAUGUGGAAUGUCACAGCAGUCCAACUGGGGACUCUGAAUAUCUCAGUGAGGACAGAAGCACUGGACACCAUGUCACGGUGUGGGGGCAGAAAGCCCUUGCCAGCUGCUGUGAGGGGGAGGCACACACUCACCAAACACUUGCUGGUCCAGCCAGAGGGUGUGUUAGUGGAGAAGUCUUACAGCUCCCUUCUGUGCCCAAGAGGAGGAAAUAUGGCUGAAGAACCUGUGUCCCUUCGCCUCCCUGACAAUGUAGUAAAGGGAUCUGCCAGGGCUUCCAUUUCUAUCACAGGCGACCUCAUGGGGGUGGCACUGCAGAACCUGGACCACCUGGUGCAGCUGCCCCACGGCUGUGGGGAGCAGAACAUGGUGCUGUUUGCCCCCAUUGUCUAUAUGCUGCAGUACCUGGAGAAGACGAGGCAGCUGAGCCCCGAGAUCAAGGACAGGGCAACAGGAUUCCUGCGCAAAGGGUAUCAGACACAACUUCUUUACAGGCACAGAGAUGGCUCCUACAGUUUCUUUGGGGAGAAGGAUGGAGAAGGAAACACUUGGUUGACAGCUUUUGUACUCAAGAAUUUUGGCCAAGCCAGAAAAUACAUCUAUGUAGACGACAAGAACAUCCAGGAUGCCCUACACUGGCUAGAGCAAAACCAGCUCCCCAGUGGCUGCUUUGCCACCAAAGGGAACUUUUUUCACUCCUCCCUAAAGGGCAGCAUGGAUGAUGGAAUCUCUCUGGGGGCCUAUGUCACUGUAGCACUGCUGGAGAUGGGUCUGCCACUGCAGGGCAAGCUGAUGCAGACUACUCUCCACUGCCUGCAGAAGGUGGUUCACAACAUCACCAACAUCUACACAGAAGCCUUGCUGGCCUAUGCCUUUGCCCUGGCUGGGGACUAUGAGACAACUCAGGAGCUGCUGUACAAACUGGAGGAACAGGCCAUCAAAUCAGGAGGACAGAUCCACUGGAGCCCCAGGCCAAGCUCUCCAGCCUCCACAGGCCUGUGGCCCGGCGCUCAGCCCGGGGACAUCGAGCUGACGGCCUACGUGCUGCUGGCCUACCUAUCCAAGCCGCGGGUGCACGCAGGGGACAUGACGGCCGCAGCCGGCAUUGCGGCCUGGCUGGCGCGGCAGCAGAACGCCCACGGGGGCUUUGCCUCCACACAGGACACGGUUGUGGCCGUGCAAGCCCUGGCGAAGUUCGCGGCGCGGACGUUCAGCGCGUGGGGGCAGGCGGUGGUGAGGGUGCGGUCGCAGAGGGCCCUGGGCAAGGCGUUCCCGGUCAGCCGCCAGAAGCGGCUGCUGGUGCAGCGGGCAGCGCUGGUGGAGCUCCCGGGGCAGUUCCUGGUGCAGGCCCAGGGCAGCAGCUGUGUUCUCGCCCAGACAGUGCUGCGGUACCACGAGCCCUCCCCGCGGGCGGCCGUGACCUUCACGCUGCGUGUCGGCACGGAGCUGGCCAACUGCAGCCAGCCGAACCCGCGCAGCCUCGCCGCCCGCAUCCUCGCCAGCUACAUCGGCAGCAGAGUCACAUCCAACAUGGUGAUCAUAGAAGUCUCCCUGCUAUCCGGAUUUGUCAUGACUUCCAGAUCCAGAAUGUUGCUGGAGAACAGAACCAUUGUUAAGAAAACAGAAGUGAAAGAUAAUGUGGUCUACAUUUAUCUGGAGAAGCUCAAUGAUGAAUCUCAGACUUUCAUUCUACAACUGGAACAAGUAAUUCCAGUGAAGAACCUGAAACCAGCCAUCAUCAAAAUCUAUGAUUACUACCAGCCAGAGGAGCGAGCCUUGGCUGAAUACCGUGCUGUCUGUAGUUGAGGAAUGAUCACAUUUCAGCAUACAGUCCUGCAUGAUGGACAUACAUCACUGUUCCCAUCCCAGCUGGACACAAAUUCAUGGUCUCACCUCUUCCAGUGAACCUGCCACGGGGCUGUAUCCAGACAGCAGCUCCACUUGGAUCAGGACCAUGUUGGUGGACACACGGUUCCCUGUGUAGCUGCAGCAGGAACCCAGGGGACAGCACUAAUGUUACUUUCUGAGCCAUGAUCUCCAGAUACUCCAGCCCAGCUUUGGUACUCAGGUGGAGGAAUGUGCCUUUCUUUCCAGUGUUUCUCCUGUAAGCAUACCUGUUCCUGUACUGUAAUAAAUCUUUGUGCUUCUCUUG
Messenger RNA from Oenanthe melanoleuca, 4459 nucleotides. Its product is annotated as alpha-2-macroglobulin-like protein 1. The record is from RefSeq and is a predicted model, not a curated record. The transcript is spliced from 35 exons. Lineage: Eukaryota; Metazoa; Chordata; Aves; Passeriformes; Muscicapidae. Gene Ontology annotation, molecular function: endopeptidase inhibitor activity. Gene Ontology annotation, cellular component: extracellular region. Bases 1 to 4113 code for a protein of 1370 amino acids.